CAUCUUCAUGGUAUCAUCACCUGAUAUGGCAUAUUCACCCCUUAACAAAUAAUACCUAGCCAUAUAAUACUUCGCUCAGCCCUCAGUUUGUCUCCUUCUAAUAAAAAAAACACGCAGUAUCGGAAAUGGCGAAACAAAAAUCAAAACUCCUAGAAUCUCUCGAACAAGAUGGCUUUGUUCUCAUUCCCUCUCUUUUGAGUCAGACGGAGGUGGAUUCUCUCCGUCUCGAAGCGAAAAGUACUGUCGAUCUCGCUCGCUCUGGCUCAUGGCCAUACGUUCGCACACUCCCCAAGCAAUUCCCACCAUGGAACAUAGGUGAAGGAGAAUCACCUGCAAAAGAUGGUAUCUGGGGUGUUCAAUCACUUAUGCAUCCCAAACUUCCAACUUCGCCAGCAUUCAUCAAGGUAUACUUUUCGGACAAAAUGUUAGGUGUGGUGAAAGAGCUUCUGCAGUGCGAAGAUGAUGAUUUGGUCAUGGAAUUGUUCAACUUGUUGAUUCGUCCUGAUCGCGACUUUGAGCUCCGUUGGCAUCGGGACGACAUCCCAUCUACUGCCACGGCUGAAGUGGAACUUGCGAGAUUGGCGGAACCGGCAUGGCAUGCGCAGUGGAAUAUGGCAUUAUAUGAUGAUACGUCCCUCAUUGUAGUUCCCCGAUCUCACAAGAGAGCUCGAACCGAUGCAGAGAGGGAGAUGAAUGAAUAUGCAACGGGGGUAGAGGGCGAGAUUAGAGUUCAGAUGAAAGCAGGUGAUGUGGUGUUUUAUGAUAAUAAUAUUUUGCAUAGGGGAAAGUAUGAAAGUAGUAAGGAGAGAGCAACGUUGCACGGAAGUGUGGGACAUAGGAAUGGGAAAGGUGUAAGGGCGAGGAACGUGUUACAACAUGGAUUGAGAGAGGUAAGUUGGAUCUAUUCUACUCCUUCGAGUGAAUAACUAUUAACGACAAUUCUGAUUCAUUGGUGAUUUUAGUGGGUUGGCGAUAUUGAUCUUAGUGUAUUGAAUGAAGAGGAGAGGAAUAGGGCAGAUGCAAUGAGGGAGAGGUUGUUGAAGAUGGCGAAUGAAAGUGGUGAAGUAGGCUAUUCAUUGGAUGGCUGACAUUGAAUGAUCAUAAAACAGGAAUCAGUGUCAGGUAUGUGGCAGAUUGUGUACAGCGAAGCGAUGGGCUGGAUUACUGAGUGUUACUGUAUGUAGCCGUGGAAAAGUCUGUUUUUAAGCUUUCUGGAAAUAAAUUAUUGGACAGUACAGUCGUCAUAGAGGUUAUUAGUGAAUGAAACUACUAUAAUCUCUCAAUA
Molecule: messenger RNA, 1285 nt
Organism: Sclerotinia trifoliorum
Lineage: Eukaryota; Fungi; Ascomycota; Leotiomycetes; Helotiales; Sclerotiniaceae
Source: the annotation of a GenBank genome assembly